Messenger RNA from Monomorium pharaonis (pharaoh ant), 605 nucleotides. Its product is annotated as protein FAM136A. The transcript has 3 exons. The record is from RefSeq and is a predicted model, not a curated record. The coding region runs from base 131 to 556 and encodes 141 amino acids. Lineage: Eukaryota; Metazoa; Arthropoda; Insecta; Hymenoptera; Formicidae. Gene Ontology annotation, cellular component: cytoplasm.
UUUGUGCGGGUUGGUGGGGGCGCGGGGGCCCUUAUUUAUGUAUCUCACGUGUAUUUUAUACUUCAUACCACGAGUAUCAUAAUCAAAUAAUAAUAAACUUGAAAUUAAGUUAUAAUAAAUUGAAAUAGAAAUGGAAGAACAGAAAAAACGAGUUGAAAAUCAUAUGACGAGAAUGGUCGAAGAAAUUGACAAAACAUGUUUACGUAAGAUGCAGAGAGAUAUGCAUCAAUGUGCGGCACAAUGUUGUGAAAAUGAAUCAUAUAGCAUACAGAAAAUACAUACUUGUGUGGAAAAUUGUAGUUCCUCUUUGAAUAAAGCACAACAAUACAUUCAAGGAGAGUUUGAGCGAGUACAGAAUCGCUUGCAAAGAUGCAUAAUGGAAUGCAAUGAUAAUGUAAAAGAUAAAAUGGGACCAAAUCCGACUCAGAAUGAUGUGGAUAGGUAUAGCGAAGAAUUUGAAAAGUGUGCCACCAAAUGUGUAGAUUCUUAUUGCGAGUUACUACCAACCUUAGAAAAUACAAUGAAGAAAGUUCUCAGUAAAAAUGAGUUCUUGUAAUAUUCUUUUUAGUUGAAAGAAAUUAAUGUUAUCUGUAUUUUACUUUUAA